Molecule: messenger RNA, 1336 nt
Organism: Zeugodacus cucurbitae (melon fly)
Lineage: Eukaryota; Metazoa; Arthropoda; Insecta; Diptera; Tephritidae
Product: modular serine protease
Exons: 6
Coding region: 99-1187 (362 amino acids)
Biological process (GO): proteolysis
Molecular function (GO): serine-type endopeptidase activity
Source: RefSeq, a predicted model, not a curated record
CGCUCAGUACUACAUUACCUUCCGUUGCGAUCGGAUGUAGGCAAAUAGUAACGGCUUUAAAUUAUUUAAUUAAUUAUUUUUUGUUUUUAAUUAUAACAAUGUUACGUUUGAUAUUAUUGACGGCGAUUUUUUUGAGUUUGGCGAUUUACGAAAUUCGUUGUCAAGAAAAUGGAAACUUUUCGACGAUUUACAGAACAUGUAAGAAAAAUGGUUGGAAUUAUCCUCUUCCAGAAUGCAUUAAACAUUGUGAUGAGAGAAUUCUACAUACAAGCAAAUCUACAGUAGUGCAGUGCAGACGUGGGUAUAAGAGUGUUGAUUGUAACAAUAUAGUACCCGGUACUAUAGCAAAAGUCAGCUGUGCGCAUGGUUAUAAAAUGGCGGAUACAAUAAGCGAUUCCGGGCUAUAUGAGAUGACCUGCACAUCAGAGGGAAGAUGGGAUAAAAACAAAAUCAAUUGUCAGCCCGUUUGCGGUCGUCAAAUGAGUUUAUCUAUCCCAAGUGCAUCAAAUGCGCCAUGGCAUGUGGGUGUCAAAACAGAUGUAAACCAGACGUGCGGAGGUACUAUUGUGUCACCAAAAAGUGUGAUAACUGCUAAAAAUUGUGUCCAAGAUGAAGAUGGUAUACCUUUGGACGCCAACAAAGUUUCCGUCGCAAUCACUGGAAAUUUAAACAAUGGAACUAUUCACAUUUUAACUGUCAACGUGUCGGAGAUCAUCGUAGAAGGAGACAUCGAUGUUGCCCUACUAAAGCUAAGCGAAAUACUUACUUUGAGUAUGAAUACAAAACCGAUUUGUUUUACUAAUGCCGAAGCUAUUACAAAGUCCGAUCGAGCAUUUCUUCAUAGUUGGACGGAGAAUGAAAACAAAUGUGGCGAUAUAUUUAACAAAAUCGAACUGCAAGUAUUGCCUAAUGCUGAGUGCAGCGCCAAUUUGGAUCAGACCCAUAUCUGUGUGCGCCCAAAAUAUCAACUGAAUGGAAAUGCCACGCUAUGCGAAAGAGAUAUUGGAGGCGGAAUUAUUGUGGAAUAUAAUGGCGUUAAUUAUAUAAUUGGUAUACUUAAUCAUAAACACUCCCGCGUCAUAGUCUGCACAAACGAGCCUGUCGUUGGCAUUGUGUUUAACCAAAUACCACACGCACUAAGGAGAAGCAUUCAAGAUGACAAAGAAAGCCAAUAUAUUUAUAUAUAGCAAUUAAAAGUUUAUUUGCAUAUGUAAUUGUAAAUGUAAUUAAUUUUUCUUUCAAAUAUAUAUACAAUAAUAACAUUUCAAAAAGUAUCUGUAAUAAGGAAAAAUAAAUUGCGAAUAUUGGAGCUUGGGAAAAAUCUGGGCUGAUUGCA